Molecule: messenger RNA, 1251 nt
Organism: Penicillium oxalicum
Lineage: Eukaryota; Fungi; Ascomycota; Eurotiomycetes; Eurotiales; Aspergillaceae
Exons: 3
Coding region: 1-1251 (416 amino acids)
Source: RefSeq, a predicted model, not a curated record
AUGUUGGCCGUCCGCGACCAGGAAAACCUGGUAAACAACCACCAGACUGCCGCCGCGGCAAAACCUUUGAAUCAUGGUAUCCACAGAAUCCCGCCCAAGACGCCCGGCAAAUCCGUGCCACUCAACGAUGAGAACAAUCCACGUUUAUUUGGGAAAGGCACGAUCAAGGGGAAUAAAGGGCGCGCAGAAAGUGGAAAGGCGUCCUCGAGCGCGUUCGUCACGCCUGGCGAAACGAAACACCGUGCGGUCCUGGGUAACAAGACAACCAAUCUGAAGGCCAAUGCGUUCAAGACGCCAGGGCCAUUCGGAGGAACGGGCAAGCCCGAGAAGACCAAUAAUCGCAGGACUUCGACCGUCCAGAGAAUCAAAAAGUCUGCCCCGGUCACCCAGCAGGCUCAAACGAGGGUAUUCACGGAUGUUGAUCAUGAUGAUGUGCCGGAUAUUGAAUAUAUGCCGCCGAAGCCUGUCGAUCUUUUGGAUGAACCCGAUGAUGUCACAUAUGAUACGACAUUCCCCCAAUUUCAACCGAAGAAUCGGGCCCUCGGUCUGGAGAGCGUCUACGGAAAGCAGGAAAUUGGCAGUGAUGGCCUCACGAAGAAGCAGCGCAAAUUCCUGCAGGAUUCGGCCAAAUGCGAUAGUAUGAUUAACGAAACCAUUAUGAAACAGCUGGAGACUGUCAAUUUUUCCGAGUGCACAGAGACUGCGCCGGUCCGCGCCUCCCGUCGACAACCACAAUCCACUCAUCGCAGGGCUCCUUCUACCAGCAUACAAUCGACUCGACCCAUUUCCACUCUGCGCUCGCGCGAGGCAGCUGCUGCCCUCGCUACCCCACGACCCAGCACAGCCCCAGGCCGGUCCAUGGCUGCACCCAAGUCCCGCGUGGUGUCGGCAGCCUCUGCUAUCCUCCCUCAGAAGAAGCCAAGAGCUCCCACCAAUCCCUCUGCGAUGCGCAACACCGCAGCCGCAGUGACUUCGAAUACGACUAUGGGCUAUUCCAAGGGCCGGAGUGUCUCGUCGUCUUUGCGUGAGACUGCUUCUGCCCAGAGAGCAGCUAGUGCAGAGGCGCUGUCUCCCGAAACCUACAUCCAGCUCUAUGGGAUGCCACCCCUGGACUCAGACAUGUGGAUUCGCUGCAAGUCUGCGGGCUGCUUUGACCGGCCGGAUGAAGCGGCCUCUUCCCAGGAGUUGGAUCCUCAGCUACCGAUCUUCGAGGAGGAUGACGACGCUGCGAACUUUCAGCUGACUCUGUAA